Sphaerulina musiva SO2202 is the source of this 1770-nucleotide messenger RNA. RefSeq lists its product as uncharacterized. Bases 1 to 1770 code for a protein of 589 amino acids. The record is from RefSeq and is a predicted model, not a curated record. The transcript has 2 exons. Lineage: Eukaryota; Fungi; Ascomycota; Dothideomycetes; Mycosphaerellales; Mycosphaerellaceae.
AUGCCGCCCCCCUCCUCCUCCUCAACCUCUAAACCAAAAAGAAAACUCCCCGCCUCCAACCCCCUCGCCAUCCGCUCCAUCCUCUCCCACAUCGACUCCCACCUUACCAACAACAACAACAACCCCAAGGGCCUCCCCCCUCUCAUCCACACCAAAUCCCAAGCCCUCGCGCAUCUCGCCCAUCUCGCCUUUACAGAAAAAUUUCCGUACACGGGAAACAAAGCCGCUGCUGCCGGAGGAAAAAACAAAUCCGCUGAAGCAGGAGGAGGAACUGGAGGAGAGAAAUUUCAUACGGCAAAAACUCUCUGGGAUGCAAUGGGGUAUGUAGUGAGGAGUUAUAAGAAAGAAGAGUUUCGGAAUUUGAGGGGGAGGGAGGCGACUUUGAGGAUUUUUGGGGAGGGGGGGAGGAUGUUGGAGGGGGAGUAUUUGGGGAGGAUUGGGUAUGAGGUUCGUGGGGGGGAGGAAGGAGAAGAAGGAAAGGGGAGGUGGGAGGGGGAGGAAGAAGGAGGAAAGGGGAGGGGGGAUGAUGAUGACGAUGAUGAGGGGUUGGUGCAGAAGGGUGGAGAAAUUCAGGGGGGGAAAAAGAGGUGGGGCGGGGAGAGGGAAGAAAUGGGGAGUAAGAGGAAGAAAUUGUUGAGACGGGGUGGUAGGAUUAUUCCACCGCUGGGUUUGGGAGAUAAUGGUCGGAUGCGGCGGCAGUCUUGUCUUCUUCCGAGUUGUGGUGAUUCUACUACGCUGGAGCAGCAACAACACCAACACUGUACUGAGGAGCAGGUUGGAAACUCUAAAGAAUCGUCGCGGAAGAUGGUGGUUUAUGAACCUGUUGUCAAUGAUCCCCCGAGCAAGAAGAAUGAGAAGAAGAAGAAGAAGAAGGAGAAGUUGGAUCUUCUUCUUCCUCCUCCGAGCCCAUCCCACCUCGACUCCGAACUCCAACACCAUCUCCAUCUCCUUCGCGCCACAAUCUCAGAUUUCUCUACUUUCCUCACAGAAACGAAGCCCGCAACACCACAACCAACAACAAUAUCAACAAACGACCGACAACCUCUUCCCCUCGCCAACGGGAAAAUAUCCUCCAAUCUCAAAACUCUAUACCGUAACAUUUUCCAGGACAACAACGGAUUCUGGCGAGAUGCUUUUGAGGAUUUCGUUGUUGGCAUGAAGAAGAAGAAGGAGCAGGAGGGGAAGAAGAAAAAGAAGGAAAAAGAGGAAAUUACACCAUCAACAACAAUCAUCCAAGCGAUGAUUUGGACGUUUUUGGAAUUGGAAUUAUGGCGGAUUUUGAUGGAACAUUUCACAUUCUUUUCUUCCUCCUCCUCCUUUCCUUCAAAAACAAUCAUACCACCACAACAACUCCAAACCAUCCAUACCCAAGCUCUAAUCCUCCAAGCCGAAAUGAGCAAAAAAGCUCCCUCGACGAUGAUGAUCAGCAGUGAGAAAUCUUCUUCUUCUUCUUCAUAUUACAGAUUUUUCAAGCAUAGCCAUGGAUCGAUUGCUUACUGUCGUCGAUUUUUUCCUGCAGAUGAUGGUCAUCAUCAUCAUCAUCAUCAUCUUGACCAGGAGAACAAGAAGAACAACAACAAUCCAUCAGAGGAGGAGGAGGAAGAGGAGAGAGAUAUUGAGAAAGUGGCGUUUACGAUUUCGCCGAGGAUAGAACGUGUGUCCUCCUCCUCGUCGUCAUCGUCAUCGUCACCGUCAUUAUCAGGCGAGAAGACGACGGUAGUGAUUGAGCCUGCGGUGAUAGCUUUGUUGGGGAGAAGUGGAGAUGGAUGA